AGAAGAAGCGGUUCAAAGGUCAGCAGGCUGCCCUCGUGUGGCGUCGGAUACCAACAAACCUCAACGAAACACAUAAAAAUUACUGUUAACGGAGGAGUCAUCUCAUAUACGUAGUCAUAAUGUCCUCCUACACCUGCAUCAGCUGCCGAGUAGCUUUUGCAGACGGCGAGGUGCAGCGAGCACACUAUAAAACCGACUGGCACCGCUACAACCUGAAGCGUAAGGUAGCGGACAUGCCUCCGGUAACGGCUGAAAACUUCCAGGAGCGGGUCCUGGCUCAGAGGGCCGCCGCAGAACAGCAGCUGAACGAUGCAGCAGUGACCGAGGGCUGCGCUGUCUGCAACAAGAAGUUCUCCAGCGCCAAUGCCUACCAGAACCACCUGCAGUCCCACAAACACCAGCAGGCGGAGAAGCAAGCCUUACUCGCUGCCCAGAGGAAAGUGGAGAAGAUGAACGAGAAGAACCUGGAGAAGGGGCUCGGUGAAGAGAAGGCCGACCACGACGCCAGGAACGAGGCCCUGCAGCAGGCGCUGAAAGAGCAGCAGAGGUCGAGCUCGGCCAAGCAGGGGAAAGGCCCAGCGGCUCAGAGAGCGGAGAAGCCGGACAAACCUCCCAGGAUGAUGUGGCUGGAAGAGCAAGCGAAGAGGCGAGACGGAGAAGAUGGAGCCACAGCAGAGGAAGAGGAGUGGGAGGACGUUGAUGAAGAUGGUGAUGAUGAUGAUGAUAUGGAGGAUGAUGAGGAUGCAGAGGAGGUGAUGGAGCAGGAGGAGGGAGACUCCGUGGCACCAUCGGACGCCCAUCCCGCCGCCCUUCCCGGGUCCAUCCCCGUCACAGACUGUCUGUUCUGCUCCCACCACUCACGGUCACUCAUGAAGAACGUGGCCCACAUGACUGGAGUCCACAGCUUCUUCAUCCCGGACCUGGAGUUCCUCGUUGACCUCCGGGGUCUAAUACGAUACCUGGGAGAGAAAGUUGGUGCAGGGAACGUGUGUUUGUGGUGCAAUGAAAAAGGACGUUCGUUUUAUUCAACAGAAGCCGUCCAGAGUCACAUGACGGACAAAAGUCACUGUAAACUGUUCACAGAUGGCGACACUGCUCUGGAGUUCGCAGACUUCUAUGAUUUCAGGAGUAGCUACCCAGACAGGAAAGAUGAGGAUGUGGACAUGGAUGAAGAGCUUCCUGAUGACAAGAACUUGGAGUAUGAUGACGAAACGCUGGAGCUCACCCUCCCUUCAGGUGCAAAGAUCGGCCACCGUUCGCUCAUGCGGUAUUAUAAGCAGCGGUUCGGACAUCAGAGGACGGUGGCUCUGGCCCAUAAUCAGAAGGCCGUGGGCAGAGUCCUCCGGCAGUACAAAGCCCUGGGCUGGGACGGUGGACCAGGUACCGGCUCCUUCCAGCAGAGACAGAGGGACAUGCAGUAUGUACAGAUGAUGAAGUCCAAAUGGAUGCUGAAGAUGGGCAUGAGCCACAACGCCGUCAAGCAGAAGCACUUCAGAGCCCAAGUCAUGUUCUAACCUCGGACACUGAUUCUGUCAGAAAACUGGCCUCUUCUCACUCCAUGCACAUCUGUGUAUGCUUUUAUUAUUGGAUUUAACGCCUCAUAUCAGCUCAUGUCACUGCUUUCCUCAGUUAAAUAACAAAUACCGGGCCUGGCCAAAAAAAAAAAAAAAAAUCACAUUAAAU
Molecule: messenger RNA, 1683 nt
Organism: Sphaeramia orbicularis (orbiculate cardinalfish)
Lineage: Eukaryota; Metazoa; Chordata; Actinopteri; Kurtiformes; Apogonidae
Product: zinc finger protein 622-like
Exons: 7
Coding region: 120-1514 (464 amino acids)
Biological process (GO): ribosomal large subunit biogenesis
Cellular component (GO): preribosome, large subunit precursor
Molecular function (GO): zinc ion binding; nucleic acid binding
Source: RefSeq, a predicted model, not a curated record